GUUCGCGUAAAAGAAAAUACAGAUGGAGAAGGCUAGCCGGCUCGCUGUGUCACAGAGAGUCCCCUUAAGCCUACGUGACAACUCACAUACUGUCCCUUUGUGACCAGCUUAAUCGGCAGAAUGCCCGGUGUCUGUAUGCUUUGUCUCGCUGCCGCGCUGGCUGCAUUUGCCCGACUCGCCGGCACGGUGGGGCCCGUGGUUCGAUGUGAGCCGUGCGACGCCGGUGCGCUGCUGCAGUGCAAGCCGCUGCCGAAAGACUGCGUGGAGCGGGUGAGGGAGCCCGGCUGUGGCUGCUGCAUGACGUGCGGACUCGGCGAGGGAGAAUCGUGUGGAGUGUACACGGCGCGCUGCGGCUCCGGCUUGACCUGUCGGCACCAGCCCGGGGAGAGCAGACCCUUACAAGCUCUCCUGGAGGGACGAGGAGUGUGCUCGGGCCCCGCGUCCAAAAAACUGAGCAGCGUGCUCAAACAAGAAAAUGCUGGAAAUCAAGUAGAAGACUGUGCCAAUGUCACCCAGACAGUGACGGUGUUACCUGGCGUGGUAACUGUGAAGGAUGGGCAAAGUCGGGGCUCGAUGGAAACUAGGCCUCCUUUGCACAACAGAUUAAUCCAGAAGAGUCAGAACAGGAAGACGCAGAGCUACAAGGUGGAAGAACUGUCUGGAGGAGCCAAUAUGGAUGUACACAACUUCUCCCUGGAGAACAAGAGGGAGCAUGAGUAUGGACCAUGUCGGCGGGAGAUGGAGAGCAUCCUUAACAGCUUUAAAAUCAGCAACGUGCUCAACCCGAGAGGCUUCCGCAUACCCAACUGUGACAGAAAGGGCUUCUACAAGAAAAAGCAGUGCCGUCCAUCCAAAGGCAGAAGGCGGGGCUACUGCUGGUGCGUGGACAAAUACGGGCAGCCUCUCCCCGGCUACGAUGGCAGGCAGUGGGGCGAGAAGCAGUGCUACAACCUGGAGAGCAAAUGAGAGGACAGAGGAACAAGAAGUGGAUGGAGAG
Messenger RNA from Archocentrus centrarchus (flier cichlid), 997 nucleotides. RefSeq names its product insulin-like growth factor binding protein 3 (gene igfbp3). Gene Ontology annotation, molecular function: fibronectin binding; insulin-like growth factor II binding; insulin-like growth factor I binding. Gene Ontology annotation, biological process: regulation of insulin-like growth factor receptor signaling pathway. The coding region runs from base 121 to 966 and encodes 281 amino acids. NCBI's taxonomy places the organism in Eukaryota, Metazoa, Chordata, Actinopteri, Cichliformes, Cichlidae. The record is from RefSeq and is a predicted model, not a curated record. The transcript has 4 exons. Gene Ontology annotation, cellular component: extracellular region.